Molecule: messenger RNA, 976 nt
Organism: Daphnia carinata
Lineage: Eukaryota; Metazoa; Arthropoda; Branchiopoda; Diplostraca; Daphniidae
Exons: 6
Coding region: 446-919 (157 amino acids)
Source: RefSeq, a predicted model, not a curated record
AUUUUCAUUGCAAUGAAUAAAAUUGCUACACUGAAAUAAGCUGCCGAAUCCAGUAUGAAAAUUCUGCACAACUAAUCACAUUUACAUCAGCAGAGGGAUGUGUGCAUCUGGUGCUUGGUGUGGCUUUACAUGCACACUGUUUUUAUUUGUCAUCCCCCUGUUUUUUACUUGUCUUGGCUUCAGAACAAGCCAGGUUGUCUAAGAGGAGCAUUCGAAUAUAGAACCGUCAAUCUGUAAUCGCUUCCUUAGUUCAACUAGAUAAGAAGCAGGAAGGGCUGGUGAGAUAAGUUUCUGCAGACUUUAAAUCGUCUGUGACGUUGACAGGAAAUCAAUUUUAUCGAACGUCUUAAAAAAUGAUAGGUAGCUCUCAGUUAUGAUGUGGUGAAAAAGCCUCUAGUCUAUAGUUCAGUCCAUCUCGACUUUCGAUUCCGCAAGUACCAUCAAAAUGGAAACUCGAGUGAAAGUUUUUGGCAUUUUCGAUAUUCUUUUGGGAAUCACAAUGAUUAUUACCGAGUAUGCAACCAUCGUGAUGUAUGGACUACCAAUGGAUACAUCUGCUACGGGCUUAUGGGGAGGAAUGUUCGUAAUGACGACCGGAGUUGUCAUCAUCAAAAGGCACAAUGUAAUGGUCCUGGUGUUUUCCAUUUUAUCAACUAUGAGUGGGCUAAUCAUGAUUGGACUUUACAUCUGGUCUAUGACCCUGUACGGAAAAACAAUUUCUUCCGGCUACACUUGUGGUGAAACCUUCUAUAUGGGAUAUUCCAUUUGUAGCCGCAUAGCUCUGGACUCACUUUUCCUUAUCUAUGGCGCUGCUGCGGUCGGAAUGAAUACAAUUCUCAUUCACGAUGCUAAGUGGAUUGAACCCAAAAAUCGCAAUGAACUUGCAACACAGGAACAAUCCCCAGAGAUGUCCCUGUAGUAGUUACCAUUACGCCCAGCACGACCAACUGAUAAGAUAGAGAACAAUUAAUGAAAC